CUCUUCUUCAAUCCCCACAGGUUAGGUUCGAAUUGUCAGCACGGGCUGCUGAACGAUGCUCCUCGCAGCAUUUCUAUUAUUUCUUAUGAUACCAAUACGAUAUGUAUGGGCUUUGAACGUAACCUUUCCCUUCCCUCCAACGGCCGCUCAAAACAAUACCUUUCUUUGGACGCGAGAGCAGGGUGAUCCAGGGAAAGUCUGGUUGAGGAUUCAGAAGCUCGAUGAUGAUCAUGGUGCUACUCCAUGGUCUGGUGACAGUGAUAGUGCACAGUUGGACUUGACGAGUUUGACCGGAAGCGCUCAGAUUCAUCUCAACAGAGCAGGGCUGUUCAAUGUUGGGACUUUCGAGAUGGAGGACAACUCAAAUCAAGACAAAGGAAUGUCACCUAUCUCGAUUAAACAGGUGACCGUAUCCGUGAAUCCGACUUCUGCUGGCGCCAUCAGUGGGACGUCGCCGACCCCACCACCUGCAUCAGCCUCUUCUCCGGUUAGCAGUGGUCCACCAAAACAAAUGAAAUCAACUCAAAUGCCAUCGCACGAGAAAUAUGAAGCCAAGACACCCAACGUAGCCCUCAUCGUUGGCCUCACUCUCGGAUUCACGACUCUCCUCGCCAUAGCUGUGGCUGCCAUCUUGUACUUCCGUUACAGACGCCGAAGGAAGACCGAUACGACGCCUCCAAGUGUGACACCCUUUUCCGAUACCACGGUUUAUAACGUACCUACGGAUAUAGCGGAACGAAAGAGGCAGAUGAUUGCACAGAGAGAAGGCCUUGAAGGUCAGUCACAAGUGUAUGAACAAGCGCCUCAGACGUCUCCUGCCAACAAUCAAACUGUUGAUACCGGCCCAUUAAAUCGACGGGGAGACGACACCAUGCAAGAACUUCGUCAGCAGAUGGCCAUUGUAACGCAGAGAAUGGCGACUUUGGAGGCAGGACUGGAACCGCCGCCGGAUUACAGGUCUCAGGUAUAAUAACGGACACCACUGUGUACAUUACAGUUCGUCUAUAUCCCUAUCUAUAUUACUGGGCUUUCAGUACUUCA
Molecule: messenger RNA, 1041 nt
Organism: Marasmius oreades (fairy-ring Marasmius)
Lineage: Eukaryota; Fungi; Basidiomycota; Agaricomycetes; Agaricales; Marasmiaceae
Exons: 5
Coding region: 56-970 (304 amino acids)
Source: RefSeq, a predicted model, not a curated record